Molecule: messenger RNA, 749 nt
Organism: Panicum virgatum (switchgrass)
Lineage: Eukaryota; Viridiplantae; Streptophyta; Magnoliopsida; Poales; Poaceae
Product: protein PHOTOSYSTEM I ASSEMBLY 2, chloroplastic-like
Exons: 3
Coding region: 78-506 (142 amino acids)
Source: RefSeq, a predicted model, not a curated record
UCUUUCCCUCGCAAAUUUUAUCCACACGAGAAGGAGCGGUGGCUGGGCGAGGCGCGAGCUCGGAGGCUCCUCCUUGGAUGGCGGCGCAAUGGAGCACCGCGGCGAGGCUGGACCGGUGGGUUGGCCCCUGGCCCCGCAGCUCGCCGCUGCCACCACCGUGCCGGGCACCGGCGCCUACCGUGCCGCCGCGGCGGCGGCGGGCGAGGAGCAAGGGCAGGAUCGGCUGCGCGUCCGUGCCAAGGGAGCUCGCCACGGCCGCGGAGGCGGAGCAGGCCGCGCCGCCGGUGGUCGCCGACGACAGUGAGGAAGAAGGUGUAGCGUGCGAAGCGUGCAGCGGCGCGGGGUGGCUGCUCUGCGGCUUCUGCGAGGGGAAGAAGAACAACGUCAAGUCCGAGGGCAGCCGCGUCUACCGCCGCUGCCCGACCUGCAAAGCCGCGGGUUUCAUCCUGUGCCCGAGAUGCAGGGUGUACAAGUGCGUCACCUACCCGGAGAGCAACGAGUCAUGACGGGCGGCCCUGACUGUCUGAAUUACGUUUUCUUUCCUUCUGAUGACUGCGUUGUGGAUCAUCUUUCAACCAUACAGAUACAGCGCACUCUGUAGUCUGUUGUCUGUACAGUCACAUGCUCUGAAUCUGAAUGCCAGGCAAGUGCUGUUCGCCUUGCGUGGUCUUUCGAAGUUAUCAGUAAGCAGAACAUGGUAUGGUCUUCGGGAGCCGAAUGAUUCAUGCCCAUCUUUCUUAGUCCGUUUU